AUGGCGUCCACUGACUCGAACACCGAGGCCGUGUCUCAAAAUGAGCUGCCCGCCGUGGAGCAUGCGGACGAUACAGCUCGAUCCUGGUCUGCUCGAUCCAUCUAUCGAUCAAUCCCAUUCCAGAUCGCCAUCGCUAGUGGUGUUUCCUUCACGGCCCCGGGCAUGUGGGACGCCAUGAACAACCUUGGAGCUGGUGGUGCAGCAGAGCCGUAUGCCGUUUCGGCUGCAAACGCUCUGGUCUACGGCUUGUUUGCAAUCGUUUGUGUCUUGGCGGGAGCCAUCAACAACCGUAUCGGUCUUCGAUAUGGAUUAGUUAUUGGAGCUAUUGGGUACCCCAUUUACGGUGCUGGUCUCUACACCAACAAUUAUUCCCCGACAACAUGGUUCAUGCUUUUUGGUAGUGCGCUGUGUGGUAUCUCUGCGGGUUUCUUCUGGGCUGCCGAGGCUGCUAUUAUCAUUGGAUACCCGAGUCCCCAGGACCGUGCUUUUUACCUUGCUAUUUGGCAGACGGCUAAGGCUGCUGGUCCCAUUGUCGGCGGUGCGAUUAGUCUUGGCCUCAACGCUCAAAAUUCAUCGAAGGGAACAAUCAGCGCAGGAACUUACAUCGUUUUCAUCGUGAUCAUGUGUCUUGGACUUCCUAUAGCGCUCUGUCUGAGCCCAGCCGAGAAGGUGCAGCGCAAAGAUCGAACAUUGGUUUUGGUGCACAAGCAAGCCACCUGGGGUGCCGAAUUCAAGGCAGCACUGAAGCUGAUCGCCACACGCCGUGUCCUACUUCUGCUUCCUUCGUUCUUCAUCAGCUAUUUCUACAACGCCUUUCUGAGCACCUGGUUGACCGACUACUUCACCGUCCGCUCCCGUGCAUUCUCGUCUUUCUUCACCAACUUUGCCGGUAUUGCCUCUUCGUUCCUCAUUGCGGCUCUUCUCGAUCGUCAAACUAUUCGCAUCAAUACCCGAGCCAAGAUCGCCUUCUUGGCUAUUGUGACCGUGCUUACAGGCACGUGGAUUUGGGCUUGUGUUCUGCAGAAUCAGUUCUAUAAUGCGCCGACAGCACCUGUUUUCGACUGGUUCACGGGCGGAUUCGGAAAGUCGUACGCUCUGGUUUUCUUCUGGACCUUCGGAGGCCAAGCAUUCCAGCAAUAUCUUUACUGGCUUAUUGGUCAGUACAGCACUGACAUUUCAUCUCUGUCCUACCACUGUGGAAUUCUGCGAGGAUUUGAAGCUCUUGGACAGACCGUUGCUUGGGCCAUGCAAUCCGAGGGUAACGCAAACCACUUUGUCAGUAUCGGCCUCAAUUUCGGAAUUACGAUAUUGUGCAUCUGGCCAACCUGGAUUGUUCUUUCUGAACUCGACCACAGCCACGAAGUGCGGGUCACCGUGGAUGAUGUGGCAGCGAAGGUACAUGAUGAUGUUGCCCAAGCUUAA
Molecule: messenger RNA, 1422 nt
Organism: Penicillium odoratum
Lineage: Eukaryota; Fungi; Ascomycota; Eurotiomycetes; Eurotiales; Aspergillaceae
Exons: 3
Coding region: 1-1422 (473 amino acids)
Biological process (GO): transmembrane transport
Molecular function (GO): transmembrane transporter activity
Source: RefSeq, a predicted model, not a curated record